Molecule: messenger RNA, 2345 nt
Organism: Eucalyptus grandis
Lineage: Eukaryota; Viridiplantae; Streptophyta; Magnoliopsida; Myrtales; Myrtaceae
Product: sodium/calcium exchanger NCL2
Exons: 9
Coding region: 72-2255 (727 amino acids)
Biological process (GO): intracellular calcium ion homeostasis; calcium ion transmembrane transport
Cellular component (GO): membrane
Molecular function (GO): calcium:proton antiporter activity; calcium ion binding
Source: RefSeq, a predicted model, not a curated record
ACGGCCCGCUCUGAUCUUCCCCUCCUCAAUUAAAUACUCUUCUUCUCAAUUCAUCUGCACAUAGCAUAUGCAUGAAUCUGCAUAUAAUGUGCAUUCGGAGCAUCUUCAUUCUUGUCGCAUUUCUUAUAGUAAUCGCAACAAUCGAUGGCCGGUCUGUGCCGGGUGACUCUUCGCCGCUAAUAUCAGAUGGCGUUGAUUGCGGCCAUGAUCAGCAUAAUGGACCUCCUCCUGAUUUGAUUCUUCUCAAAGGAGCAGCGGGUGAUCUGGACGAUGAGGAUGAAGUUUGUGAGCAGAUGUAUGGGUUCUUGCCAUGCUCGUACAGCAUAGCAGGUCACCUGUUCUUGAUACUGGUUUACGAGUAUCUGCUAUUUCAGGGGGAGUCCUGCGUUGCUUCCGGGAGCGAGCAGAUAUUUAAGAUGCUCGGUCCUGGAAUAUUUGGUGCCAGUGCUUUCCAUGUCCUUGGUGCUCUACCGGAGGCCUUAAUACUUCUAGCAUCGGGACUUCUGAACAGCGAAGAGGUGGCACAGGAAUAUGUCGUGACCGGUGUUGGGUUGCUGGCCGGAUCCUCGAUCCUGCUUCUGACAUUGUUAUGGGGAACUUGCGUCCUCCUUGGUAGCAGAAAAUUAUCUGAUGGAAUGGAACCCAACACUUUAAAUUCAAGCAAAUUUUCAUGGAAGAAGUUCUUAUCCUCAUUGAAAGGCUCCGGUAUCAUCACUGAUUUAGAGACUAGCUACACUGCCAGGAUCAUGGUAAUCUCAGCAUUCCCAUUCAUCAUGAUACAAAUCCCGGAUAUUUUCUCGGUAUAUUCAGCUCAACGUGUUAUGAUCCUCUGUUCGCUCGCUGUUUCAGUUGGGUUGCUGCUCUUAUACUUCUUCUAUCAGAUAUUUGAGCCGUGGAUUCAAAAGAGAAGUCUCGAGUAUGUGAAACACGAGCAAUUAAUGCUUCGAAUCAUACAACAUCUGCAACGACACGCACUAGAAAGACUUCUCACAGAGGAUGGAGCACCAAACGUACAUGCUAUAAGGAGGCUAUUUGAAGAAAUCGAUCAAGAUGGGGAUGAUGCUAUAUCGCCAUCCGAAUUAAAAGAGCUGUUGCAAGAAAUUAAGUUCAAACACAUGCAUGUGGACAAAGAUAAAGCGGUAGAUGAAAUAAUGAAGGAAUUUGAUAUUGCCGGUGACCAAAGGAUAAGCAAAGACGAAUUCGUCACUGGAUUCACGAAAUGGCUUGAGGAGGCAAAGAUUGCGAUGGACAAGCGAACUUACUCGAAUAACUCUUUUAAGGACUUGUAUCAGCUCUUUCAACCAUUUAUUCAGAAGAAAAAGGGAGAGCGCAAACUGAAAAAGCAAAUAGCCGCAGAAAUUCUCGCGCAUGUACAGGCCAAGUCAGUCAAAACCCUAUUCGCUGAAAAUGGCACGCCUGAUCUGCCUGCUAUUAGAAGAUUAUUCGAACAGAUUGAUCGCAAUGGAGACAACAGCAUAUCACAAGCUGAGCUGAAGGAACUAAUGAUGGGCAUCAAGUUUGGUGACAUAUCCUUUAACGUGGAUGAAGUAGUUUCGAAGGUCAUUGAGGUCUUUGACAGAAGCGGAAACAGCCAGAUAAAUGAGGAGGAAUUCGUUGCUGGAUUGGUGAAUUUGCUCGAUACUUCAGGUGAAGGCAGCAAGAUCCAAGCGUCUAAGUUAAACACCAGUCAAGAUGAUUUCUACCAAAGAACUUGGGAAGAAACCGACAAAUUGGUGGAUGAAGAUAAGGGAAAAGGAGAUGCCAAGAAGGCGUCAUGGAUUUGGGUCAAGUCUAUGUCGUCGUUGUUGCUCGGAGUUAUCAUAUUAGCGGUCCUUGCAGAACCUCUCAUCUCUAGUGUGCAGAGCUUUUCGAAAUCAGCAGGCAUACCGCCUUUCUUCAUCUCAUUCAUAUUGGUUCCUCUGGCCACAAACGCAAGAGGAGCUAGCGCGGCAAUCAAAGCAGCCAGACAUAAGAAGGAGCGAACCACUUCUCUAACACUUUCCGAGAUCUAUGGAGAAGUGUUCAUGAGCAACAUGCUCGGCUUCUGCGUCCUCUUGUCGCUGAUAUACGUCCGUGACUUGACAUGGGAAUUCUCUGCUGAAGUUCUUGUGGUGCUAAUCGUGUGUAGUCUGGUGGGUCUGAUUGCAAGCUUCAGGUCAACCUUCCCAGUUUGGACAUCGAUCCUGGCUUACUUGUUGUACCCUCUGUCACUUCUCUUGGUCUAUGUUCUUGAUGAUGUCCUCAACUACUCCUAGGACUGUACACAUACCGUUUGAGAGUUUCAUGUUGUCAACUUUGGUUAAUUAACACAUUUCCGAUCAAUACUUGAAGGUGUAAUUGAAUGG